AUGGCCCGAAGGGCGGUAGAGCAACAGACGCUUCUUCCGUUCUUCAGCAAACGUACAGUUUCCUCAAGGGUGUCUGCGCGGAUUUGGCUAACACUGCUUUUAGAUGAGAGCAUUGCUCCACCCAUUCAACCAGAACCUCUCCGACCCCAGCCCAGCCAGCACGGAGGCAACCAAGCUAUUAACACCCCGGAUGGGGGUCAAACCCCUGAACAUACAUCUGAGAGAAAUAUAUAUGGAAAUUCCCAAUCCGAUGGGGAUACCGCUGCCCAAGAUGUAUUCCAGCCCUUUGAGUUAAACCAUUUGGAUGACGUUGAGGAGGAAGCAGGCCAUCGGAGAAAACGAUGCAAGACAGCAGAGUAUGGAACUAUGACUAUGAAUCCGGUAGUUUUGAAUGCAGUUCCAGAAAUAGAGCCGCAAGUCACUUCCUUUGCAUCCUCUGUCCAUCCUGUGUCCGAGAUGCCAGUGACAUACUACGACGCAUCGAGCACACCCACUGGCUCAAAGUUAGACGAAAAAUCCCCGGUUGCAUCAGACAAAAAGUCACAACCCGAAAGGAGGCUGUUACAUCUGCGAUUAGACUCGAAAUUACUCAGCGCCUUCCCACUAGGUGAAAGCGUUGGAUACAAGCAACCUCGCCAAAGUACGAGAAGAAAGUCCUCGCGUCUCAACACAGUUGCCAAAUUCGUCAAUCGAGUUAAAAUUGCAAAGAUUGCAUAUAACCCCAGUGGGCCCUUCAAACAAAAUAUUGGACAACUUAUCGACGAUAUCAUGAACGGACGUACCACAUAUUCAGAGUUGAAACGGCGAACAACACAAUCAAAGACUGAACCUCGUACAAGACCAUCUUCUACAGGGCCACCUAAGCCUACUCACCCUUUCUUCCUAUCAAAGAGCCAACAGAAAACCUCCAAUCAGCCUCUUCAGCCUUCAAAUACCCCAUCCAAUGCUUUAGGCAACUCUACACUUCCACAAGCUUCAAUUCAACUACAAAACAAAAGUUCUACAUCGACCUCACGAAUUUUCCCUCCUCUCUCUUUUCCCUCUACUAGCCAGAAGCAGAAGGUCAGGGAACCUCUUAAUCCUAUCUGGCCACCUCGAGACAUGGUGCAUACCCGUGGUCCCAUUGAUCCUGUAUAUCCUUCAACUGGUAGAAGGCUGGAAAAGCGGAAAGCAAAGCAAUCGGCCGUUUCAGUCUCCGAUACCGAGAGUAUCCUCUCGACUAUCACCUUAUCCCUCGCAGGGUCAAACUCUACUGCUCCCAAACAACAACGAUCAAAAGCUCUACGGCGCCCAAAAAGACACGUUCUUAAAUGUAGCGAGUUCAAAAGAGCUGUUAUCGAAAAGCUAGCAGCGUGCAACUUUGGGCAGGGUGGACAGAGUCAGCUGGAUACUUUACCUCAAACAACACAUCCAGCCCUGGUAAAACUUGCAUCAUCCCUGAAUACUGCUACAAGCCCCUUUGACAGGGGUGAAUAUGACGAUACCACGUGGCCUCAGAAAUAUGCCCCCAAAACAGCUGCCGAAGUCCUUCUGCUAGGCCCUGAGACGUCCAUCCUGCGAAGUUGGCUCCAAAACCAUCAAGUCUCGGCAGUCGAUACAGGGUUAGGCACAAGCCCACGUCAAACGCCGGAGAAUAAGGCGGUCAGGAAAAGGAAACGGAAAAAGCCUAAAGACUUGGAUGGGUUCAUCGUUUCGAGUGAAGAUGAAGAUGGCGUCAUGAGUGAACUUCAGAAUUCGGAAGACGAAUUGGCGGGAUGUGUUACAGUCCCCGUGAAAAGGUCAAUCGUUCGAUCUAAUGAUUUGGGCACUACCUCGGCCAAACGGCCGAUGGCGAAUACUAUACUCCUUAGCGGGCCACCAGGGUGUGGGAAAACGGCGGCUGUAUACGCUGUAGCUGGAGAAUUGGGGUUUGAGGUAUUUGAAAUAAAUGCCGGUACACGGAGGGGUGCCCGGGACAUAGUCGAGAGAGUUGGUGAUAUGACCCAGAAUCACCUUGUUCAACUCUUGGCCAAGACAGAUGGUGAAUCAGAACAAGUUAGCUCAGAUGCUCUUGAUAAUGGGAAGGGCUCUAAACAAAGCACUAUGGCAAGCUUCUUUGCAAAGAAAAGUGUGCCGAAGUCCGUGGAUGCUGGUUCGAUGAAAAAGAUGCCCAAAACGGAGAGUAGCGAACUGUCAAAACCUCAAAUAAACCAGAAGCAGUCGUUGAUAUUGCUUGAAGAAGUUGAUGUCCUGUUUAAUGAAGAUAAACAAUUUUGGACUGGAGUGCUUGCGCUGAUCAGCCAAUCCAAAAGGCCGAUUGUCAUGACAUGUACGGAUGAAAGUCUUCUUCCACUAGAUAAUUUGGUCCUUCAUGCAGUCUUACGGUUUCAACCACCGCCCAAUGAUCUUGCAGUCGAUUAUAUACUACUGCUCUGCGCAAACGAGGGCCAUCUGCUAGACCGCAAAGCUGUAUCGGACUUAUAUAUUGCUUUAGGGAGAGACCUUCGAGCAACUAUCACGCGGCUAAGCUUUUGGUGCCAAAUGGGAGUAGGCAGCCGGAAAUCAGGACUAGACUGGAUGGUGGCUACGGAAGCAUUGGACCUACGGGAUUCUGGUGAAUUGUAUAGGACGAUAAGUUCUGACACCUACAUGGAGUGCAUGGGAUGGUAUAGCGCAGAUACUGUUGUGACCGAGCAAACUCACCUAGAGCUUCGACAACAGCUAUUAAACGAAGGCAAUAUAAUUUGCGACGAAGGAUAUCAUGGCAACAAGCGUUCACUUGAUCCAUCCAUGCCACCAAUACCCGAGAAGCAAAGGCUAGAUUAUAUUGAAGGAUAUCAGCUACUUCAAUCAGAUCCCCGGAUGGAGUUUAACCAGCUAUCCGCAAAGAUAGGUGCAGCGUUGAGCACACUUACUGAGACCGCCCUCUGUCCUGCUGAGGUAUGCAUAGGGGAACAGGACGAUGUACUGGAGCACGUCCUUGAAAGAGCAGCUCCCAAGGGACCGAAGCAGCUUCACAAAACAGUGUUUCAAGAUGCCUUCCAAGCCAUUAUUGACCCACCCGAUUAUUCUAUCCUGGCCUCCAGUAUCCGUCCGCUUUCGUUCGAGCACGGCACUUCAGUCAUUGCCGAGGACGUGGCGCCAUAUAUCCGACACAUUGUCUUGUUCGACAUGUACUUGGAGCAAUACCGGCUAAGGCUCAAUGGGCUUUUCCCGCAGAACGGGCCGUCAAGCAAGCGUGCGAGGACGACACGAGCAAGCAGGGCAGCUGUUGAGGGAGUUGGCAAGGCCGACAUCCGACGUGAGCGGUGGUUCCCCGGCCGAGUCAUCCCUGAACUGAUCAUGGCCACCGGCGGCAAAGGCUGGGAGAACAUCCUACAAUACCCUAUAACUAAUGAUCUAGCAGAGAUACAUGCUGUGUUCUCUCAGGCUGGACAGCCCCUAUGCCAUGCUCCGGCUGCCCCUUGUGAAAAUGGAGCGCAAACUGCUGCGAGUUUUGAACUGUAA
Nannizzia gypsea CBS 118893 is the source of this 3486-nucleotide messenger RNA. RefSeq lists its product as hypothetical. The transcript has 3 exons. The record is from RefSeq and is a predicted model, not a curated record. Gene Ontology annotation, cellular component: nucleus. Gene Ontology annotation, molecular function: ATP hydrolysis activity; ATP binding; DNA binding. Lineage: Eukaryota; Fungi; Ascomycota; Eurotiomycetes; Onygenales; Arthrodermataceae. Bases 1 to 3486 code for a protein of 1161 amino acids.